CAGAGCUCAUUGUCAAUUUGUCUUUGUGUUUGUGUUGUAUUAUGUUUAUUUAUCUGAUUUUAUCUCUCAUUAAUAAAUAGGGUAACGGUUGUUUUGAUAACACAAAGAUUUGUAUGUAAGAUAUAAAAUAUGACCAUUUGAUUAACAAAUAUGGAAACUACUCCACUUUUGACACGACCCAAAAAGAAAUCUAUCUGGUCAAGAUUUAGUUUCACGAGAUUUCGUAAGAAGGAAUUUAGUUCUAGAGUAAUUUAUUUAGGACAAUUACCCGAAGAUGAUUAUCCAGCAAACCAUGUUUGUAAUCAGAAAUAUAGCAUCAUUACAUUCCUGCCUCUAGUAUUAUUUGAACAGUUUCGAUUCUUCCUAAACUUGUAUUUCCUUGUGAUGGCCUUGAGCCAGUUCAUACCGAGUAUAAGAAUAGGAUACUUGUAUACAUACUGGGGGCCGCUGUGCUUUGUACUUGCUGUUACAUUGUUCAGGGAGGCAAUUGAUGACUUUAGAAGAUACAGAAGAGAUAAAGAAGUAAACAGACAACGCUAUGAGCGUGUAGUUUUAGACACUCCAACUGAUGGAUACCGUCCAUUUUACACGGAGUAUGUGCCUGCAUCAGCCCUCAGAGUAGGUGAUAUUGUAAUGCUACACAAAGGUCAGAGAGUGCCAGCGGAUAUGAUAUUACUAAGAACUAAUGAGACAAUGGGCACUGUUUUUAUAAGAACAGACCAAUUAGACGGAGAGAUUGAUUGGAAAUUACGAAUCCCAUUGCCUUCAACUCAAAAACUACCAACUGAUGCUCACCUACUAGAUAUAAAUGCACAGAUCUUUGUAGAGAAGCCAGAAAAGGAUAUACAUUCUUUUAUCGGCACAUGUACCAGAUUGGAUGAAGAAGAAAGUGAUUCUUUGGAUAUUGAAAAUACACUUUGGAGUGGAUGUGUUGUGGCGUCAGGACAGGCCACUGGCUUAGUUAUUUAUACUGGCAUAGAAACUCGCAGUGUGAUGAACAAUGCAGUACCUAGGUCAAAAGUGGGUCGCCUAGAUCUGCAGGUGAACGACCUCACUAAAGUGCUGUUUGUUGCCACAAUACUCAUCUCUUUCCUGUUGAUUACACUUAAAGGCUUCGAUGGACCCUGGUUUGGAUUCUUCUUUAGAUUUGUGCUACUUUUUUCUUACAUCAUUCCAAUAAGUUUAAGAGUGAAUCUAGACAUGGGGAAAGCGUUUUAUUCAUGGACGAUACAAAGAGACAAACAGAUUGAGGGUACGGUGAUGAGGUCUACAACUAUACCGGAGGAGCUCGGUCGUAUACAAUAUUUGCUUGCUGACAAAACGGGGACUUUGACUAAGAACGAAAUGGUCUUCCAGAAGCUUCAUCUACAAAAUGCACUGUUUGAUAGAAAUAAUUUUCAUGAGGUGGAAGCAUUCCUGACUCAGUACAUAACAAACGACGCGCCCUCCCUACCGACCUCGCCCAGUGGGCAAGGCGCCGCGCUCGCGCCCACGCCAAGACAGAUAUGGGAGGUGGUCCUCGCCAUCGCGCUCUGCCACAACGUCACACCCGUCUAUGAUAUAGAGGACCAGAGAGCUGAUGAAGCACAAUCAGACAUGGGGAGUUCGGUGAUGUCUGAGAGCUGUGGGGGUGCGGUGCCGCAGCAGCAGCUGUGUGACUACCAGGCUGCCAGCCCGGAUGAAGUCGCCCUCGUCAAGUGGACUGACAUGAUGGGCGUAUCGCUAUAUAGAAGAGACUUGCACAACAUCUCGCUGAAGCUGCGCGCAGCAAACGAGAUCAUGCAGUUCAAUAUACUGCAAGUGUUCCCCUUCACCAGCGAGAGUAAGAUGAUGGGCAUCAUCGUACAGGAAGAGAACUCCGGGGAGAUAACGUAUUACGUAAAGGGUGCUGACAUAGCGCUGUCCCGUGCGGUGGGGGCUGCGGGCGCGGGCUGGCUGAGCUCGGAGUGCAGCUCUCUGGCCGCUGAGGGACUUCGCACGCUCGUCGUCGCUAAGAAAACAAUGACCAAGAAUGAAUAUCUUGAAUUUGAAAGCGAGUACAACGAGGCCCGCCUGAGCGUGAUGAACCGCAGCGAGCGCACGGCGGCGGCUCUGGGCCGGCUGCAGCGCGGGCUGCUGCUGCUCGGUCUCACCGGAGUAGAGGAUCGUCUGGCUGAUGAUGUGCCCCGCACCCUCGCCAUGCUGCGCACUGCCAAUAUCAAGAUCUGGAUGUUGACCGGCGACAAGCUGGAGACUGCGCUGUGUAUCGCGCGCUCGCUGCAGCUGGGCGGAGGCCGGCGCUGGCUGAGCGCGCCCGAGUGCACCACACGCCGGCACGCUCACCACCUGCUGCUCACGCUGCAGAACGCAGAAGAUGACACCGAUCUCAUCAUAGAGGGGGAGACACUAGAGGUGUGCCUGCAGUCGUACGAGGAGGAGUUCGUGUUGGUGCUGCAGCGCUGCAGCGGUGUGGUGGUGGCUCGCUGCUCUCCCACACAGAAGGCGCGAGUGGCGAGGUUGUUGCGAGCGCGCGGACACGUCGUCGCAGCAGUCGGUGAUGGCGGCAACGACGUCGCCAUGAUACAGGAGGCUGAUAUCGGUGUGGGUAUCGAGGGUCUGGAAGGUCGUGCUGCGUCUCUGGCUGGUGACGUGAGCGUGCGCGGUCUGUCUGCGCUGGCGCGGCUGCUGCUGGUGCACGGCCGGCGCGCCGCCAUGCGCUCCGCCGCGCUCUCGCUCUUCAUAGUGCAUCGCGGACUCAUCGUAUCCACCAUGCAGGCGGUAUUCUCAGUGGUGUUCUACUUCUCAUCCGUGUCUCUCUACCCUGGCUUCCUCAUGGUCGGCUAUGGAACUGUCUUCACCAUGCUACCAGUAUUCUCUCUAGUACUUGACAAAGAUAUACCUAGCUCGACUGCACUUAGAUAUCCCCAGCUGUAUCGACAGCUGACUAAAGGAAGGCAUCUCUCAUAUAAAACCUUUUACAUAUGGACUGGAAUAUCUAUAUAUCAAGGCGGUGUGAUAAUGUACGGCGCACUGGUGCUGUUCGAGGAGCAGCUGAUCCAUAUCGUGGAGAUCAGCUAUACUGCUCUCAUCCUGACCGAACUGAUCAUGGUGGCCCUCACAGUCGCCACCUGGCACCGUCUCAUGGCUCUCGCGGAACUCAUCAGCCUCGCCAUGUACACCGCCACGCUGCUCAUUUUCACCACAUACUUUGACGCGGACUUCAUCCGUCACUGGGACUUCUGGUGGAAGGUGACGACCAUCACUCUGGUGUCAUGUCUGCCGCUUUACAUCGUCAAACAUAUGCACCGCAAGUGGCGCGACCGACAGUACAAGAACAUACGGAAAUGAUCCUUAUCACAUACGCAGUUAGGUCCAUAUUACAACUAUUGUCUACAUUAUAAGUUACUAACGUAACAUGUGAUAUAAGGUUAACAAAUAGCUGAAAGCAUACAUCUUUUCAUAUUCUUUCGCAGUUUUAUCAUCAAAUUAAGUUAAAAUAAUACACUUUUUUCCUACAAAA
Molecule: messenger RNA, 3499 nt
Organism: Papilio machaon (common yellow swallowtail)
Lineage: Eukaryota; Metazoa; Arthropoda; Insecta; Lepidoptera; Papilionidae
Product: probable phospholipid-transporting ATPase IIB
Exons: 19
Coding region: 151-3327 (1058 amino acids)
Biological process (GO): phospholipid translocation; retrograde vesicle-mediated transport, Golgi to endoplasmic reticulum; endocytosis
Cellular component (GO): endosome; trans-Golgi network; plasma membrane
Molecular function (GO): magnesium ion binding; ATP hydrolysis activity; ATP binding
Source: RefSeq, a predicted model, not a curated record